Molecule: messenger RNA, 839 nt
Organism: Durio zibethinus
Lineage: Eukaryota; Viridiplantae; Streptophyta; Magnoliopsida; Malvales; Malvaceae
Product: protein SPIRAL1-like 5
Biological process (GO): cortical microtubule organization
Cellular component (GO): cortical microtubule, transverse to long axis
Source: RefSeq, a predicted model, not a curated record
AUCUAAACACAUUAUAUAUUAGGGUUUGUUUCCCUUUCUUUCCCCUUCUUUGAAAUUUACUUGUUAACUAAUUAAAUCUUGCAGCACUGAUCCAGCCAUGAGAAGAGGUGGGAGCUACGGCGGAGGGCAAAGUUCCUUGGGCUACCUCUUUGGUGCUGAUGAGCAGCCAAGUGCACCAACUGUAACACCACCGAUCCAGCCUCCAUAUGGUAUAGAUAUUACCCCAGAGAAGCCUCCAGCUCCGAAUAAACUAAGUUCACAGAAACAGACAGAGAAAAAUGUUACCAACAACUAUCAUAGGGCUCAAGGACAGAAUUCAGGGAACUUCAUAACUGAUCGCCCAUCAACAAAAGUUAAAUCAGUUCCUGGUGGAGAUUCAUCUUUGGGCUACCUGUUUGGAGACAAGUGAUGCUUCCUUCUUACAGGUUAAAGUGUAUUACUUGAUUGCUUCCAACAAGGGAAAUGAAGAUUCAUAACAGAUAAGUGGGUUGUAAAUAGUAGCACUUCUGCAGUUUCUAAAUAAGGGAUUCAGUUCCCAUCAGUGUUGAAUUUGCAAGGUCCUUUCUAUUAUAUUAGCAUACUAUGGUGUUUUAAUCUUUCGUAACUCUGUCAAAAAGGGACUUCAGUCAUGAAGAAAUAUAUAGGUCUAAUGUAUGGUGUUAUCAGAAGUUCAAGUUCUGGUAAAUGUGUGAAUUUUUCAUGUAUAAACUUUCAGCAAUAAUUAAUGAGGUUUGUCUUUUGUUUUCAAUACCCAAAAUUGGAAAGUCCGAUUUUGGUUUUGAGUUUCAUAUUGACAUGUAUUCCUCUUGAUAGUACUCCCCUUGCCGUGUUCCCAUCUA